GUGUGUGUGCGUGAGCUGCCACACAGAUCUCACAGGGGAAACGGGGGAGCAUCAUGCGUCUGAGUGAGUUUCUUUCGGUGUUGAAUCUUGCUGCAGUUGCACAAGGCGGCCGUGGGACGGUUGGAUGGGGUUCAAAAUCAGCGGCUGUUAUGAGCGAUCGACGCGUGUUCAAUGACCGGCAUCGCCAGCACCAGUCUCGCAGCGCUGUUGCCUUCUUUGGACGCCGUCCUAGGACUACCACACCGAGAGUGACUGGGAGCUCGGAGGCGGAAUCAGCUGUCGACGCACUAUCCGAUGCAUCAGGAGCAGGUGUCAAGGUAGUACGCGGUUUGCCGACAGCAGCGGACACUUCAGCUGCUGAUUCUGCAGGCGAUUCAGCCGCAGCCCCAAGAGUGAGCGCCGCGCAGGGGAUUGUCAACACAUUCCGAGACUUUUGGGGUCACGCAAGAGACGGGACGUUUGCCUUGUGGGGGAAUUUCAAGGCAAGAAGACAUACUAGCCAAGAUAUCAGGAAGCGGGUGAAGGCUGGGCAUGUAAUGACCUAUGCGGAGCACGCACACCUGGAGCGUGGCGCUAUUGACCGCAGAAAACUGCUGCAGUACCUUAUCGCCUACGCGGUAUCGCCGAAGAACUUCGUGUACGUUGUCUGGUACGUCCCGGGGCUCCUUCCCUCGACGUUCGUGAAACCUCAUACCGUCCGCUCCAAAUACCACAGACUCGCCCUCGAGCGUGCGUCGGCCACGUGGGAUGCUGUCACGGGGCUGGAGUUCCGGCUCCUGAAAGCGGAGGAGGGGUUCAAGGGAAAGCGUAGAGAAGAGGGGUCACGCCAGUCCAAGAAAAUGGAGAAGCUGGAAAGGCAGAGAGAAAUGGUGCUCGAUGUGCUCGAGGCCGAGAGCAAGAGGCAAGUAUUCGAACGGUUCCAGGACCACAUGGUAGUCCCUGCCCCCGCCUCUCCAGACCCAGAGAAUGCCGCCGCAAGCAACAACAAGAUCACCAAGAAGAGCAAGAAGCCAAAGUCCCAGAAGCUCAAGCUUCCCUCGGCUAGCAAGGGGGUCCCUAACACGUACAUCAAGGCGCUCGGCAAGGGCACGGGGCUGUCGGGGUGGUGGCACAUCUCGCCUGGGUUCUACGUGCGGUACUGCCUCAGCGAGAGGUUGAGAGACCUGGGCAGGAUGGACGAUGUCCUGAGAACAGUCUCGCUGGAAUCGCUCAGCGACAGUGAUCUGAGAGAGGCCUGCGACGCUAGGGCUAUCAACGUGGGGAACCGGCUCGGGGGGGACCGUGAACCGCAAGACCUGCGGAAGUCGCUCGGGGAGUGGCUUGACCUUACCUCGCCUGAGGUCGCCGCUGGGAGCAAGCUUGGCCCUGACACGGUCUUCCUGCCGGAUCGAGCUAGGUUGUUGGGUCUGGGGCUCAACUGUUUGGAGAGCGCGCGGCAAGGGAGGACGGCAGAGUUGCCGAGAAAGGCGCUCGCAGUCGUUGGAAAGGGGGGUGCGAUUCCAUGAAGCCUUUGCCUCGUAGCCUGUUAUUCUGAACAGGUUCCUAGUUCUUGCGUCAUUAU
Molecule: messenger RNA, 1561 nt
Organism: Ectocarpus sp. CCAP 1310/34
Lineage: Eukaryota; Phaeophyceae; Ectocarpales; Ectocarpaceae
Source: the annotation of a GenBank genome assembly